This is a messenger RNA of Nelumbo nucifera (sacred lotus), 1963 nucleotides long. NCBI's taxonomy places the organism in Eukaryota, Viridiplantae, Streptophyta, Magnoliopsida, Proteales, Nelumbonaceae. The record is from RefSeq and is a predicted model, not a curated record.
CAAAAAUACAUUUUUAUUAGCUGACAGCACAGUGGUGUCUAAAAUCCACUCAGCACUUCAAGGGAGGGAGGGAGAGAGAGAGAGAGAUGGAGAGGAGAGAGAAAGGGAACGAGAGAAGAGAGACAACCGAAAGCCUGAAACAGAAACAGAGUAACAGACUCAUUAUCUGAGGCACGACUGUACACGUGUUCUAAUGACGUGGCAAUCGGAGAGUUCCGAAAUUCCCGCAGGUGGAGCCGCCAAAUCAUUCUUCCUCCGAGUUCAAGGGUUUCUAAGUUUCUUCUCCAGUGAGGGAGGGAAGGAAAGGAAUUAAAGGUUCAACGACUAGGGCAUUUUUGCAUUUUCUCUCUCUUUUCCUUCUUUUAGUUUGAAGGAGACGAAGGAUAGAGAAUGGGAACCCUAGAUUCUGGAAUCGAUUGAAUGCGAUGGCAAUUAAUACAUGUGAAGUGGUCCUUUAGGCAAUAUUUGGAUGGUUUCAAAGCAUUACCCUUCAACAUACUGCAAAUACUCAAAAUGAAACCAAAAGCAAAUGGAAUUUCUAGAGCUGAAAAGUCAAAAAAAAUUCAAGAAGGACCUAAUUGGAUCCUUAUCAUAGGAGGUGCAUUGUUGAGUACUCUAUCAAUUCGGGUUGGUUACAAGCUCAAGCAAGCUCUAUAUACAAAGAGACCAGACAAUGGAAAUAAAAGGUCUGUUGACAAGAGGAGACCAGGCACUUGCAUAUCACACUCAAAUCCAUAUUCUUUUGCACAAGACGAAGAUAGCUGUUGCAAUGUAAUGGCCUUUCAGGGUGUUGAAACAGGGUUUUCUGAUGGCAAGGUGGAGGUUAAGCGUCCACCAACUGGCCUGAGAUUGCAGGACACUGAUCUGGCACUACCUUUGGUCAAAAUUCCAGCUCUGGAGUCAAAUAAAGAAAAUGGUGUGAUCUGGGCAUCUUCUCCUGAUCGCCUUGAGCUUCCACCAAGGCCAUUCCAUCACUCAAAUAGCUCAGACUCUCUCUGUGUAUCAGAAUCUGGUUCUGACAUAUUCACUAAGCGGGAAGUAAUACAAAAGCUAAGACAACAGUUAAAGAGAAGGGAUGAGAUGAUCCUAGAAAUGCAGGACCAGAUCACAUCAUUGCAAAGUUCACUCAGCAUCCAGCUGGCUCACUCAACCAAUUUGCAAUCGCAGCUUGAUGCUGCAAAUCGGGACCUGUUUGAAUCAGAGAGAGAGAUCCAGCGUCUGAGGAAAGCUAUAGCAGAUCACUGUGUGGGAGAUAGAAGUCCUGAGAAGUCUAUUGCAGUCAGGAACUGGUCAGCAGGACAAAAUGGGCAUGUGAAUGGUUUUAUUGAUGGAGAGAGCAACCUCGAGGUGGUGGACAAGGGAAGAGGAGAUGGAGAGAGGAUUGAGAUGCUGAAGAGAGAGGUGGGAGAGUUAAAGGAAGUUAUUGAGGGAAAGGAGUACUUGCUGCAGAAUUACAAGGAACAGAAAGCUGAACUCUCUUCAAAGGUCAAGGAAUUGCAGCAGAGAUUGGCUUCUCAGGUACCAAGUAUUUUGUAAACGCUCAGUUUUAUCUGUUCUUGUUUUAAAUUUUCUCUUGUAUUGUUACUCCAGGGAAGAAGAAACUUUUCUUCUUCACUUGGUUUGCAUGCUCCUUGCUGUAUAGACUGUGUGCACGCAUGUUAUUAGAGAGAGCACUAUGAGUUUACAUGGAAAUGGCUUCCUGAUUGAUGAACAAAUUGAAAGUUGUGACUACACCGUCCAACACAAAUGAACAAUCAAAUUAUGAUGGACAACCUGGAAAUGGGAUCACUACCCUCAGUGAUUAUGCUGUACUUCUGCAGUAGUUGCACUUUUGGCGAAAGGCUAGUGGCACUAACGGGCUUAGAUGUUUGAUUCCCGCAUGUAAGUCUCAUGGCCGAGGCUGUGGUAUGUUUUACCAAGUACAUCUGGGAAUGAUAUAAUAUACAUUUGUGUAUAUUUUCUU